Gambusia affinis (western mosquitofish) is the source of this 9449-nucleotide messenger RNA. Its product is annotated as contactin-associated protein-like 4. Bases 402 to 4328 code for a protein of 1308 amino acids. The record is from RefSeq and is a predicted model, not a curated record. The transcript has 26 exons. NCBI's taxonomy places the organism in Eukaryota, Metazoa, Chordata, Actinopteri, Cyprinodontiformes, Poeciliidae.
UCCAACUGACAGUUGGUUAUUUCGGCCUUGUAAAAACUGGUUAAUAAAACUGUUAUAAAACGUAACCACAGCUUCAGGUAGUGAUAUAGUAUUGAUCAGUUUGUUACUUUAAUAAUGUUCUAAGGUUCAAAAUUAACCGGCAAAUAUAAGAUUCGGGAGGGAUACCACCUGGCUAAGCUAAUUAGCAGUUGUGGGUGAGCUACAAUCUUCUCAGCAACUCUUGUUAUACCAAAGAAGCUAACUGAGGGUUUGACCAGCUGAUGGUUGGAGUGACCUGAAGAUCCAACGGUGGAGGAAGAGUGUGAAAUCACCUGUUUACGCUGGAUCAGAGGAGAUCUCAGUCGGAACCAGAGAGGAGAGGCGGUCUGUCGGCAUCUUUGCAGCCUCCCCGCCGCUUCACCAUGGAUCUGCGGACUAUAAGGGUGUUUGGGAUUACCGCUCGGGUCGCCCUGCUGCUGUGCGGGGUGAGCGGGACAACAGCACACGAGGUGUGUGACAGCGCGCUGGUUUCCAAUCUGCCGCCGUCAUCCUUCAGGAGCUCCUCCCAGUUGUCCAGCAGCCAUGCACCGGGUUUCGCCAAGCUCAACCGGAGAGACGGCGCUGGAGGCUGGUCUCCUCUUAGUUCGGACAGGUAUCAGUGGCUGGAGGUCGACUUGGGUGAGCGAACCAAGAUCACAGCUGUCGCCACACAGGGUCGCUACGGCAGCUCUGAUUGGCUGACGUCUUACCAACUGAUGUUCAGCGACACGGGACACAACUGGAAGCAGUACAGACAGGAGGACAGCAUAGGGUCUUUUCCAGGUAACUCUAAUGCAGACAGCGUGGUCCAGUACAAGCUGCAGCAGCCUGCAGUCGCUCGCUUCCUGCGCCUCAUUCCUCUGGACUGGAAUCCUGCCGGGCGGAUCGGACUGCGCCUGGAGGCCUACGGAUGUCCUUACACCUCAGAUGUGAUGAGCUUCGACGGCGGCAGCAGCCUGACGUACCGACCGGGUCCGGUGCCGAGUCAGGGGUCGAAACAGGUCAUCUCCCUGAAGUUCAAAACCCUGAGGAACUCUGGGACGCUGCUGCACGCCGAAGGGCGGGAAGGGUCGGGCCUCAGCCUGCAGCUGGAGAGGGGGAAGCUACAGCUGCUGCUCAGAGAAGCCACCUCUUCGUCCUCUGAUCCCCGUCGGCUGACGUUCCUCGGCAGCCUGCUGGACGACCAGCACUGGCACCUCGUCAUCCUGAGACAGAGUAACUCCCAACUCAACCUCACUGUGGACAAACACACACAGACGGUCCAAACCGCUGAAGAGUUCAGCCUCUGGGAUGUCAAACUGCUGAUUGUAGGAGCGUCGCAGAAUCCAGGCGCCGCCAGGAAAAACUUCCAAGGCUGCCUGGAAAACUUGAUGUACAACGGUGUUAACGUAACAGAACUAGCUAAAAACAACGACCAUCAGGUUAGCAUAAAGGGCAACGUGACCUUUUCUUGUGCCGAGCCAGUUCACGUUGCCGCGACGUUCCCGGGACCCCACAGCUUCCUCCGGUUGCCGUGGACGAUGCCGCCCACUUCAUCUGGGAUGUCCGUAGGGUUUCAGUUCAGGACGUGGAACAAGGCUGGGCUUCUGCUCACCUUUGACCUCCCAAGGCAAGGAGGCGAGGUGUGGCUGUACCUGGCAGAGGCGAGACUCUGCCUGCAGAUCCAGAGAGGAGGCAGAGUGCUGCUGGAGCUCAGCGCCGGAUCUGGGUUGAAUGAUGGUCAGUGGCAUUCGGUGGAUCUGACCUCCAGGCCCGGCCGCCUCACUGUGUCUGUGGACAAACAGGAAACUGGCGUCGCUCACGCGUCUCCCACGUUUCCUGUCUUGGUGUCAAACCAGAUCUUCUUUGGAGGUUGUCCUGCUGAAGAUUAUAAUCAGGAAUGUAAAAACCCUCACGACACUUUCCAGGGCUGCAUGCGUCUCCUCGCUUUGGACAACCAGCCAGUCGACCUCAUCAUGGUGCAGCAAAGGCUUCUGGGAAACUACAGCCAACUCCAGAUCGACAUGUGCGGCAUCAUCGACAGGUGCUCUCCCAGUCACUGUGAACAUGGCGGCCUCUGCAGUCAGACCUGGACCGUCUUCCACUGCAACUGCUCCGACAGCGGCUACAGCGGCGCCACCUGCCACAGCUCCGCGUAUGAGCAGUCCUGUGAAGCGUACAAACACAGCGGUAACACGUCGGGAUAUUUUUACAUCGAUGUGGACGGCAGCGGACCCAUCAAACCACAGCUGGUCUACUGCAACAUGACAGAUGAGAACACCUGGAUGGUGGUCCAGCACAAUAACACAGAGCUCACCAAAGUUCGAUCCUCUCCGGGGGAAAACCAGCAUUUGGUUCACUUUGACUACAUGUCUGAAGAGGAGCAACUAGUUGCCAUCAUCCACCAAUCAGAGCAUUGCCAACAGGAACUGUCCUAUCAGUGCAGGAAGUCUCGCCUACUCAACACUCAAGAGGGGUCUCCGUUCAGCUGGUGGCUCGGCGGGCCCGGUACCGGACUGGUCCAGACCUACUGGGGAGGAGCUCAUCCGGGCAGCCAGCAGUGUGCCUGCGGCCUGCAGGGCGACUGCGUGGAUCCACAGCUUUACUGCAACUGUGACGCCGACCGGAUGGAGUGGAGCGAAGAUUCGGGUUUUAUUUCCCAUAAGGAGAGCCUGCCGGUCCGAUCGCUGGUGCUCGGUGACGUUCAGAGGCCCGGUUCAGAAGCUGCUUACAGGGUGGGAUCGCUCCAGUGUCAUGGCGACAAAAACUUCUGGAAUGCGGCAUUUUUCGACCAGGAGACGUCGUACCUCCACUUCCCCACCUUCCAUGGAGAGCUGAGCGCAGACGUCUCCUUCUUCUUUAAGACCACUGCUUCCUUCGGGGUGUUCCUGGAAAACCUGGGCAUCAAAGACUUCAUCCGCAUCGAGCUGAGCUCCUCCACUCAGGUUGUUUUCUCCUUCGAUGUUGGAAACGGCCCACUGGAGGUUAGCAUUGAGUCGAGUUACCCGCUCAACGACGACCGGUGGCAUCGCAUCCAAGCCGAGCGGAACGUGAAGGAGGCGUCGCUCCGUCUGGACGACCUUCCGGUCGCCACCCAGGAGGCUCCAGCUGACGGACACAUCCACCUGCAGCUCAACAGCCAGCUCUUUAUAGGAGGCACGGCGUCCAGGCAGAGGGGUUUCAGAGGCUGCAUCCGCGCUCUGCAGCUGAACGGUGUUACUCUGGACCUGGAGGAAAGGGCGAAGAUCACGCCCGGCGUUCGGCCCGGCUGCCCGGGUCACUGCAGCAGCUACGGCUCGCUGUGCCAGAACCAGGGCCGUUGCGUGGAGAGAGCCGCUGGCUUCCACUGCGACUGCACCCUGUCGGCUUACACUGGAGUCUUCUGCCAAACAGAGGUGUCAGCCGACUUUAAAUCUGGAACGUCGAUCAGCUACGCCUUCAAAGAGCCCGACGAGCUGAGCAGAAACAGCAGCGACCUGCCCGCCUCCAUCUACUCUGACCCGCUUCCCAGAGGAGAAAACUUCUCUCUGAGCUUCAGGACGACUCAGACUCCGGCGCUGCUGCUGCACGUCAGCUCCCACUUCAACCAGUAUCUAGCUCUGCUCAUCAACAGGCACGAUGAGCUGGAGCUGAGGUACAAGCUUGACAGCGGCAGAGCUGCAGAGGUGCUGAGGAGCAGCAUGAGGGGGCUGGCCAACGGGCUGCUGCACACCGUUACCAUCAGGAGAUCGGCCGACUCCGUGUCCAUGCAGAUCGACGCUAACGCCAGAGAGGACUUCAACCUGAGCUCCGCUGGAGAACUCGGCAGCCUCAAGUUUCUCGUUCUGGGCCGAGUGCCGGAUUCGGACUCCUUGGAUCCGGACCUGGCCCGGCUCGGCGCGCUCGGCUUCGCCGGCUGUCUUUCUGUGGUUCGGUAUAACUCCGUCAGCCCUCUGAAAGCGGCUCUGCUCCACCCGGACACUAGCCCAGUCAUCGUCCUCGGACCUUUGGUCCGGUCCAACUGCGGCUCGUCGGCUUCAGCCAAUCCCUACUCAGCUGAGAACACACACCACCUGUCAGACCAGUCUGGUUCUGUUGGUUCUGGUCAGCCUCUGGUCAACGCCAUGAAGUCAGACUCGGCAUUAAUCGGAGGUGUCAUAGCGGUCGCCAUCUUUGUGAUCGUUACCGUCUUCGCCAUAACCGCCAGGUUCCUCUACAGGAGAAAAGAGACGUAUCGGAGUCGUGAGGUCAAGGCGGCCAAACAGGAAGAGAGCCAAGAUUUCCACUACAACAACCAGACUGACGGCCGGAAAAACGCCUCUGGUGAAAACUCAAAGGAGUUUUUCAUGUGAGCGGAGGCCGGCUGCUGUUCAUCCAGGAAGCGGCUCCGGACAGAACCGCACCGCCGGACUUCACGCUGCACUACGAGCCAGUUACUCCCUUCCAUGGAUGCAGAAAUGGACUCGGAAAAACAUGGAACAGCACACAGUUUUGACCUUUACUGUAUAUUGUGUAAAUAUGGAGCAGAGGUGUUCAAAUCCUUGUUUAAGCAACUGUGAAUAUUAAAAAUGUAAAUGUGAACAUUGGUGAAAGGUGGUUUUAAGAAUUGUUUUAACUUUGUGUUUGUAAUGUUUCUGAUGUACGACGGAGCGUUCGGGCCACGCUACGAAAAUAAAUUCAAUUACCAGAAUAAAGUCAUAAAACUGAAAUUAUGAAAAUAAAGUCAUGACAUUCAGACUUUGUUCUUGAAAUAUUAUGACUUCAUUAUUCAAUUAUUUUGACUUUAUUCUCUGAUUAUUUGGUAUUAAAUAAUUUGUUUAUGUCAGUGUAUUUUUUUUAACAUAAAAGUAAUUUUAUGACUUUAAUCUCCAAAAAUGAUUUAAUUUUGUGUUAUUUGUCACACUGUCAAAAAUAUUUUAAUUUAAAAAAGGAACUUUACAACGUUAUUCUCAAAUUAUUUCAACUUUAUCCUUGUAUUAUUUUAUUAUUUCCACUUAUAUAAUUUGUAUAUCUCACAGUGGAAAACAUUUAAAAUAAAAAACAGUAAUUUUAUGUAUUUAUUCUCGUAAAUUAUAACUUUCUAUACUUUGACUUAUUUAAAACUCAAUGGAAGAAUAAAAAUAAUUUUGACAUUCUCAAAAUAUUUCAACUUUAUUCUCGAAUCAUGAUGAUUUUAUCCUUUUAAUUUCACUUUUAAAUUUAAUCUUAGUGUGGCCUUUAUACUCCGUCGUACUUGUGGCAUUUUUUCUGUUGGAAAAGAAUGAAUGUUUGCGUACGUAAAGGGAUUUUUUUUUUACCUUUAAUCGGGUUCUUGAGGAUUUUGUCUGAGCUGCUGUUUGCUCAAAUGCAAACAUUUUUAUCGUGUGUGCUGCUUUGUGGAAUAACAAUGUCAACUCUUCAACUGUUUUGAACCCUUUUUGAAUAUCUUAAGAGAACAUUUGGGGUUGUGUUGAGUAGUAGUCACUAUUUUACCUGCAGUAGCCAGCGGUCAGCGUGCAAGAACACAAAAUCUUACCAAGUAUUUAUUUUUUUUAUCUAGUUUCUAGUGCGAAUAUGUCAGUACGAUUAAAAUAAGACAGAACUAACAAGUAACUUUUUAGCAAGAUAAUGCAGAUUGUUUUAAGUAAAUAAUUUAUUAAUAUUGAUUAUUGCACUUACAACAUGGAAAAAAUAUGUUGCUAAACAGAAUUUAGCAAAACCAUUAAAUUGAACAUCAAGACCUGUUGAGUUAACCUGAGAGUAGCUGUUAGCUUGAAUCGAUGUAGCUCUUAGCUUCCCUCUGAAUAGCUAUUAGCUUGAAUCGAUGUAGCUCUUAGCUUCCCUCUGAGUAGCUGUUAGCUUGAAUCGAUGUAGCUCUUAGCUUCCCUCUGAGUAGCUGUUAGCUUGAAUCGAUGUAGCUCUUAGCUUCCCUCUGAGUAGCUAUUAGCUUGAAUCGAUGUAGCUCUUAGCUUCCCUCUGAGUAGCUGUUAGCUUGAAUCGAUGUAGCUCUUAGCUUCCCUCUGAGUAGCUGUUAGCUUGAAUCGAUGUAGCUCUUAGCUUCCCUCUGAGUAGCUGUUAGCUUGAAUCGAUGUAGCUCUUAGCUUCCCUCUGAGUAGCUAUUAGCUUGGUUCCAAAUAGCUGCUAACGUUACUACCACACGAGAAUUUAACAUUGUGGCAGCUGACUGCAGGUAGGAUACUUACUGCUCAUUACUAACUCAGCAACCCCACUUCAACUAUCAAACUAUAUCUUUAAGAUUUAAAGUACUGCUUGAAUCACCUAUCCUAAAAAAAAAAGAACAUGUUUCUUUAGGCAACAUUUCAAAAUGCUGAAAUAUUUCCCUUUCUUUUUAUCAGGCCAAAGGAGGAUUUUAAAAAUGCACAAAAAAAUUAAUGUUUAUUAUCAAAACUGUACAUUAAUUUAAUAAAAGUCUCAUCAUGAGGUUACUAGGAGAUCAGUGGGAGUCUGGUGACUCUUUUUUUAUCCAUCAUUUGUUUUUGGUUUGUUUGUUUUUUUUGCAGAUCACAAUUUCACUAAUUAUUUUCCAAAUGAUAUCCAAGAAAGAAAACAUUUAAAACACUAAAUAUCAUUAGCAAGAUGCUAAUGGUAAUUCCUGUUACAGAAAACAAGUAGAAAUGUUGAUUACAUGUUGGAUUUUAGCCAUAAAAUAUUAAAGAAUCCCCAUUUAUUUUUUCACUAAUUUAACAAAAAAUUUAAAUUGUGAUCUGUUAUAUUUCAGGUGCUCAAACGUUUAGUUCACCUUUAACCUGAACUUCCAAUUCAGACUGAAACUUGUAGAUCUGUGAGCCAAUCAUAGUGCAAACCAUGUUUUUAAUGUCAAAGAAACUUGAAAGUAGUAAUUUGGUUGCUACUUGUUGCCAUACGUGUUGUGUUUUCACCUUUCAGAUCUCUAAUGGAUGCACUUCCUCGUUCUUUUCCAGAUAUUAAAAACAGAAAGUAGUGCAUGGAGUUGAGCGUGAACCAGAUGAGCAGGAUCCAAGGUGCAGAAACUCAGGUAGAUAAGAAACAAAAGGGGCAGAUUCAAAGUUUUUAAUGGCUACAGAUAUUUUAAAACGCAAAAUGUCAUUUUUGUGAAAAGGAGCAAAAUCUUUUUACCACGACUACUUGAACCUUUUGGCCUAAAUAUGUUGUAAUUUUAUGUUGUGAUAUAACUAUUUACUAUAUUAGCUGGACCUAACAGCAUUAGCAGGAGCUAACAGCAUUAGCAGGAGAUAACACAAAGUCAAAACAAAUAGGAAGAUAAUAAAUGGAUGUUUUACAGGGACCAUGAAGCAUCUUAUUAUUUUUAACACACCAUUCUAAUAUAUUUGAGGAAAUGUUUCGAUUUUUACUGUAAGCAGCUUGAGUUAAAAACUGAAGCUAGUUGCAGUAAACAACAAUCUCCUUCUUUGUUAGCAUUUCCAAGCAGCACAAACACCAGCUUUUCCUGCAAAAUGUCUUGUCUUCCUCCAUUUGAUCGUUGUCUUCUUCAUUUCCUCUUGCCUUCUAUUUGAAUGCUCUCCGAUUCAAAUUUUAUUACUUUUAUUGGGCAAUAAUUACUGUUCUGGUUGGAUGAAGCUAUGGCUGUAGCACCUAGCAUACGUCAUCUACCCAGAAUGCCUUGCAGCGUAAACAAUAUAAAAUUGUAUUUACAUUUAUAAAAACUAAACAGCCUACUGCAUUGUUACUGUAUUGUUUUUACAUCUGAAAUAAAUGUUUUCAGAUAAAGUUUGUUGCUAUCGCUAAUCGUAGAUCCCUUUAGCAUAGCGUCUUUUUAGAUUAAUAUUGAAAUUUGUUUGAUUAAAGAGAGCAAAUACUUUUCAGAAAACAGCUUAAGCUAGCACUAGCUUAGCAGUGAGACCAUUUUGUUGGGAAACACCUUCUCCGUUAGGUGAUGUAGUGUAUUAUUUCUGGACUGAAUUAGCACUUUCCACGUAAAAAACAAAACUCCUGGGGUUUUUAGUUAUUUCUACCCUGGUGAGUCGUCCUUGUUUGCCAAAACUGCCAUUUUAUGCAGAUGAUAGUGAGAUCUGAAACAUGAAUGAAUCACAUUCAUAUCAAUAAAAGUUGGUUGUUAUUUUUUUACUUUCUUUCCUUGGAAACUUUUUCAAAAUAUCUUUGCUUGAUGUUUUUUAUACAAACAGUAGUGAGAUCAAGAGCAGUGGGCCUGGAGGAGGAAGAGGUCUUUAAAGAAAAAACAUUUUUAAGGAGCUUUCAGCCAGAAAAUCUCCAUAAAAUACCAACACAUUAGAUGGUUCUUCUAACUGAAGUCGGCACAUGAAUUAAACAUUUUCAUGAGUGAUUUUCUUCCAGCGACUUUUUACUGCUGUGCUUUUUUUUUGCUUUUUUUCAGUUAUCAAAAGGCAUCUUCAAAGUCCUUCUCUCUCCAAUCAUGCAAAUGAGCCAAACGCACAUUUGUUUUGAGGGUACUGCGCUCUUCUUUGGAUAUUUGUGAAGAUAUUUCCUUAUAAGUAAGGGUUUGUUUUCCUUUUUUAUUUUUCCUUAGGUUUUUUUUUUUUUUUUUAGCUUUUUAGGAACUCCUUGCACACGAUAUUUGUUCUGUUGUGAUUUUCUUCCCCUCCACGCCUGCAGGGAGCUUCACAUUCAGGCCUGCUAAUGGCUCUGAAGAGCAAAGCUUUUAACACUGACAGCUGACUACAUGCAGAGCUGGUUAAUGUGCUUCUGAACCCCUAAUCUACUUCAGUCUUGACAGGUGGUUUGUUUGCUCUCGUGAUGAAAUGAGACAGGGAGAUAACCUGAAAGGCUUUCAGAAGCAAUCAUGGUACAACAAGAAAAAAAACGUGAUGAAAAAUGAGGAAAUGUGACUUAACUCCACCAGCUGAGAAUCACACUUUAAUAACAAAAGUUGGUAAAUCCACAAAGUGAAUAAUUAUUGUCUCAGUUUUUACCACUGCAGAUUUGGUAUGAUUUGUUUUUUUGUUUUUUUUUUCAGAGUUUGAUCUUUAAAGAAGAUAAUAUUUUACUCUCUUUGUCAGUUCCACCAAAGAUUUAUCACAUAUGAGUCAAACUGAAGGUUUGAGGGCCAAAUCUGGCCCGCCAUAACCUUUAAUGUGUCCCUGUAGACUCAUAAGAUAACAGUUGUUCUUAAUCAUUAUCUUAUUAAACAAAAGCAGAUUUUAUCUGUUUACUUUCAAAUUUCAUCAGUCACUCGUGAUGGUAAAAAAAAAAAAAUCUACAAAAUUCAACACUUUUUCACGCUAAUGCAUAAAGGUUAGUUUGUUAAAACUUUUCUGCAAAAAUUGUCAAAAUACAUUGCAACAAAGUGAUGCUAUCCCCACCUACAGGUGGCAGUGUUUCUUCUACUGCCUCAGCCUUACUAGAUGUUAAGUUAAACUCUGUAGCAGUUUCUGUUACAAAUCUCUGCUAAGUUUUGUCAAUGCCCAGCUAAUGUACAUUUCCAUUAUAUAAGAAAUGCAAUUAAAAUCACAAAGAUUAAGUUUGUUCAUGCGGUAAGUCGUUAAUAAACAUGCAAC